AUGCUGAUUGCUAGGGGAGAGUUUGCAGGGUAUGUUCAAGGACCGGCGCAAGAGCAAAAUUGUCCAGUUGAGCAGGUCAAGAGAAACCAAAAACUGAACCACCAUAACGCUCAGCCUGUACGGAUUAUCAACGCAAUCCAUGGCCGACCCGAGCAAACUGUAGAAUCUGAGGAAUUGCUCCGAACACGCCUUUGCCAAGCGCAAAUGAAGAGGCGAGUAGGCAGUGUCAACACCCUGCACCAACAGAGUUCGGUCGUGCAGAUACGGUUCGAUAGGACAGACCUGAUGCGAGUUCAGAUUCCGCAUGAGGAUCCCUUGGUUGUCAGUUUGACAGUGACAGAAUGCUUGGUACGCAGAGUGCUUGUCGAUCCGGGUAGCAGUGCGAAUAUCAUGCCUAGAGUCAUUUUUGAUCGGCUUGAAAUUAAGCCGGAGAAGCUCAAGUCUACUAGAAAUCCGUUGUUGGGGUUUGAUGGCAAACGAGUCGAACCGAUCGGCACAGUGGAAUUGGUGGUCUAA
Cornus florida is the source of this 516-nucleotide messenger RNA. RefSeq lists its product as uncharacterized. Lineage: Eukaryota; Viridiplantae; Streptophyta; Magnoliopsida; Cornales; Cornaceae. The record is from RefSeq and is a predicted model, not a curated record. Bases 1 to 516 code for a protein of 171 amino acids. The transcript has a single exon.